CGGGUGGCUGAGCUCUGUUCAGUAUGCUUCGAAUAUUUAUAGUGGCCUGCACCCUGCCCCUGUGGGGAAGGGCAUUCGAUGACCCCUGUAAUCUGGAGGAAUACUACUCCGUGGCAGGGUUUUCCAAAGUGACAUGGUUUGAAGCCAACUUCAUCUGCAACAGCGUGGGCUCUGUUCUGGCCACGGUCAGAAAUUAUGAUCAGCAUCAGUACAUGCUCAAUAAAGUCUUUUUGCAUGGUAAGGUCUUCGGCAAGAAAAACUUUUGGCUGGGUGCCACUAACCUGGUGGAGAGCACCUACUUCUGGACCUGGCUGAGCACUGGCCUGCCUAUGACUUAUGCGGAAUGGGGAAAGGACGAACCCUCGUCAGAUAAAACUAAAAAAGAUGCCUGCCUCGUCCUGAAAGGCGACAAAUUCUGGCACAGUGCGUCCUGUGAAGAGAAGCACUUCUUCAUUUGCGAAAACGUCUGUCUUCUGAAUGAUACGUCGCUAGACCAAAGCGUCUUUAUAUAAAUUAAAUAAACAUACUUUGCGCAUAAA
Molecule: messenger RNA, 539 nt
Organism: Drosophila ananassae
Lineage: Eukaryota; Metazoa; Arthropoda; Insecta; Diptera; Drosophilidae
Product: macrophage mannose receptor 1
Exons: 3
Coding region: 24-512 (162 amino acids)
Source: RefSeq, a predicted model, not a curated record